AUGCCUGACGUAGUGCACGUCAAUGAUCCCAGCUUCGUCGACAAGCUGUAUCCUGCUCAGUCUCCCAGAGCCCGGCGCGAGAGGGCAGAAACGGUCCUUGGAUUCUUCGGACAGACCUUCUCGGUCUUGCCGACUCGCGACCACGACUUGCAUCGCCGCCGCCGCGCGGUCCUGAGCCGCUUCUUCUCCAAGGAAAACGUACGAAGGCUGGCGCCGAUCAUCAAUGAAACUCUAGGCGAUCUACUGCGACGGAUGGAAGGGUGGUCUAGGACCGACGAACCAAUUGACUUCAACCCGGCAAGUCGAGCUGCAACAAAAGAUGUCAUUCAGUCGUACGCUUUAGGCGAGGGCGAAAAGUGCUUGCUCAUGGAGGAUUGCAACGCUGCUUUCUUCGAGGUAUUGACGCCAGGAAGGAUGACACACUUCAGUGUGCAUUUCCACACUAUCGCCAUGGCUUUCCAGAGUCUGCCCCCAAAGAUUCUUGUGAUCUUGGCCCCAUAUAUUCAGGCAUUCGUCGCCUUUGUCGAGGAUCUUACCGUCAAAAUUGAAACCAUCCGAGGCUCAAAGGAUGAUUAUGAGGGGAAGACGAUAUUCCACGAGAUUAUGGAGAGCGAUAUUCCCGAGUCAGAGAAGUCCACGCCGCGACUGGUAGACGAAGCCAUGGUGCUGGCGAUCGCAGGAUCCGACACCACAGCCAUGACUCUAUCGGCCCUCGUUUUCCAUAUCUUGAGUGACGAGUCCAUGUUUUUGCGGAUCAGAAAAGAGCUGGAAUCCGUCAUGCCGGAUGCUCAUCAGCCUCCGGAUCCAGUCAAGCUCGACAGCCUCUCUUACCUGAACGCAACAAUCGAGGAAGCUCUACGCAUGUAUCCCAGUGCUACGCAUCGCCAGGACCGUGUGGCUCCCGACGAAGACUUGAUAUUUGAGUACGCUGAUGGACGAACUCUAGUGCUCCCAGCUGGCACAAUGGUGGGAAUGACGGCACCGCUUCUGAACAAACAUCCCGCCUGGUUUACCGAGCCCCGCGUCUUUAACCCGGAUCGAUAUAUUGAAGACCCCAAACUCUUCAAGAAGCACCUCACAUUUGGCAAGGGCGGACGUCAAUGCCUAGGUAUGAAUCUUGCGUAUCAAGAGUUGCAGACAUUUACGGCAGGAAUCUUCCGCAAGUAUGGGAUAUAUGACCCGAAGGUUAAAUCGCAAGAAGGUCCGACAUUGGAACUAUUCGAGACCGUAAUCGACGACAUCCGCAUGCACGCAGACUAUGUCACGCCAGGCCUCCGACCUGGAAGCAAGGGAGUUCGGUUUAGAAUACGUCAUGACUAG
Colletotrichum chrysophilum is the source of this 1320-nucleotide messenger RNA. RefSeq lists its product as uncharacterized. Bases 1 to 1320 code for a protein of 439 amino acids. Lineage: Eukaryota; Fungi; Ascomycota; Sordariomycetes; Glomerellales; Glomerellaceae. Gene Ontology annotation, molecular function: iron ion binding; heme binding; monooxygenase activity. The record is from RefSeq and is a predicted model, not a curated record. The transcript is spliced from 2 exons.